AUUCAUAUUGCGUGUAGUUGCGUUCGACAAAGUUCGACAGCGCAAGCCAUUCCCUCCAUUCUCCACUAUUGCUCAAAAGGCUGCAAAAGUGUGCGAAUUGACAUCACUGCGACGGGAGUUCAAACCGUUCAAACUUCAAACGUUUCUCUCUCGCAGCAUCCCAGCAGAUCCGUCAAUAAUCACAUUGAGUGUAAAGUAGUGGGAAAUAGUGUUUACAGGACCCUGAUAAUUUCUGAAGAGAACAAAUGCCAGACAUAAAAGUUACUCCACUUGGUGCUGGGCAGGAUGUGGGUCGUAGCUGUAUCCUUGUUUCCAUGGGUGGCAAAAAUAUUAUGCUGGACUGUGGAAUGCACAUGGGAUUCAACGAUGAGAGACGCUUUCCAGAUUUUUCAUACAUAGUUCCAGAGGGUCCUGCGACCAGUUACAUUGACUGUGUCAUCAUUUCUCAUUUUCAUUUGGAUCACUGUGGCGCUUUACCAUAUUUCACAGAGAUGGUAGGCUACACUGGACCAAUUUACAUGACACAUCCAACCAAGGCUAUCGCGCCGAUUUUGCUGGAAGACAUGAGAAAGGUUGCAGUCGAACGUAAGGGCGAGAGCAAUUUUUUCACAUCGCAGAUGAUUAAGGAUUGCAUGAAGAAAGUUGUCGCCGUUACGCUUCAUCAAUCCGUCAUGGUCGAUCCAGAAUUGGAGAUAAAAGCUUACUAUGCUGGACACGUUCUUGGAGCAGCUAUGUUUUGGAUUCGCGUAGGAUCGCAAUCUAUUGUAUAUACAGGAGAUUAUAAUAUGACGCCAGAUCGACACUUGGGUGCUGCAUGGAUAGACAAGUGCAGGCCAGACUUAUUAAUAUCGGAGUCGACAUAUGCAACUACGAUUAGAGAUUCCAAGAGGUGCAGAGAAAGAGAUUUUCUCAAGAAGGUACACGAAUGCAUCGACAGAGGCGGGAAAGUAUUGAUUCCCGUAUUUGCUCUCGGUCGCGCCCAAGAACUGUGUAUACUUCUGGAAACGUAUUGGGAGAGAAUGAAUCUAAAAGUACCAGUUUAUUUCGCGCUUGGUUUGACCGAGAAGGCCAACAAUUAUUACAAAAUGUUUAUCACCUGGACCAAUCAAAAAAUUAAGAAAACGUUUGUACAGCGGAACAUGUUUGACUUUAAGCACAUAAAACCAUUUGAUAAAGCGUAUAUCGAUAAUCCAGGUGCGAUGGUGGUGUUCGCCACGCCAGGAAUGCUACACGCCGGUCUUUCCCUCCAGAUUUUUAAGAAAUGGGCGCCUAAUGAGUCCAAUAUGGUUAUUAUGCCGGGUUUUUGCGUACAAGGCACCGUGGGACACAAAGUCUUGAACGGCUCGCGAAGAAUAGAGUUUGAAAAUCGACAAAUCGUGGAGGUGAAGAUGGCUGUGGAGUACAUGUCCUUUUCUGCUCACGCCGAUGCAAAAGGAAUAAUGCAGUUGAUACAGUAUUGUGAGCCAAAGAACGUUAUGCUGGUGCACGGAGAAUUCGCUAAGAUGGAAUACUUGAAGGAGAAAAUUAAACAAGAAUUCGGUGUCAAUUGUUAUAAUCCUGCAAACGGCGAAACUUGUAUUAUUACGACUACAUCCAAAGUUCCCGUAGAUGCUUCUCUAGCGUUGCUGAAAACUGAAGCUAAAAGAUACUCUGCCCUGCCGCCUGAUCCAAAGAGACGAAGGCUGCUUCACAGCGUCUUGAUGUUGAGAGAAGACGGUGUCUGUCUUGUAGAUGCGGAUGAGGUUGCAAAGGCUGCAGGUAUAACGAAACACGUGGUCAGGUUCACAUCCACUGUACAAGUAAGGGAUCCCGGUCCAGCGCAUGCUACUACUUUAAAACUAUUGCAACCAUUGAAAGAAAGAUUAUCAGGAUGGACGGUCCAAUUAACGGAUGGUUCUAUAUCGGUAGAAUCCGUUUUGGUAAAGGUGGAAGGAGAUGAAGAUGAUCAAAAGAGUGUUUAUGUUUCAUGGACUAAUCAAGAUGAAGAUUUAGGUAGUUAUAUUCUCGGGUUUCUGCAAACGAUGUUGAAUUAAAGAAAUGGAGAAGAAUAUUAUUAAAAAAGAAAAUUUUAAUCUGUGAUACUGAAACGUGGUUUGCAUUAUCAUUGUUAAAUGAAUGAUUGUAAAUCUAUUUUGUAUCACUUAAUUUUUAGCUCAAUUAAUAUUGCAUAGCACGCAAUAUUAAUUGAGGUAUAAAUAUAUUUUCCAAUACACUGUUAAACAUUGGAUGACAGUUAUUUUUUUAUGUUUUGGAUGUUUGUAUUUAGCUUCAUAGAAUAAGACAACAAAUAUAUAGAAUUACAAAACUAAAUAUGAAAAAUAUUGUACCUGUCACGCAUUCUUUUAGUUACCUGUAAAAUGUCCAUCCUAGAAAGCAAGUAAAUGUAUAUUGCUCAAAGAUAUGCUGUAUAUAAAUGUAGUAUAAUAGUUUUAGAUAGUUAGUCAAAAGGUCUUUACUAAAGUCGAUCUGAAAGUGUAACUUUUAGAAUAAAUUACUUAAACUAGUCUGAAUAGAUAAAUCAAAAUGUGUAUCAUGUUUUAUACUUUAUAAUAUGUAUGUAUGGACGUAUGAAUAUCAAUAAAUAAUGAUAUUUAUUUAAAAGCGUUAUCCACUACUUAACAGAUAAUUGAAAUGAAUGACUAUUCAAGAUUGCAUAAUAUUCAGCAUCAAGUAAAACAGUAAACUUUUAUUAACUAGGAAUAUGCUUUCUAGAUACAAAACGGUAAAUAAGUACGCAGUGUACUAAACAUACAUGCCUCUUACAAAACUCAGUACAAUAACCCUAUUUUUUUUAUGCAACCAAUCGAUUACACAGGUGAACAAAGAACUCUUUAAGUGUACUAAUGUCUAACACAGUACUUUUAAAUAUUCAUGCAAGCAA
Molecule: messenger RNA, 2881 nt
Organism: Solenopsis invicta (red fire ant)
Lineage: Eukaryota; Metazoa; Arthropoda; Insecta; Hymenoptera; Formicidae
Gene: IntS11
Product: integrator complex subunit 11
Exons: 6
Coding region: 246-2033 (595 amino acids)
Biological process (GO): snRNA processing
Cellular component (GO): nucleus
Source: RefSeq, a predicted model, not a curated record